AUGCCCACGCUCGAGCGCUGCCUCCUUCUACAGAUGACGGCACAGUUUAGGAAUAGUCUCGCCUGGCGCGUCUUCGGUUACUUGGUCAUCGCCAGCGAUCCGACGGUCCGGAACAGCUUCUUUGCUCUGCUUUCAAAGGGAGAUUUCAUUGCAAUUACUCCUGAUAUGCUCGCGCACUACUUUCUGCUCGAAGCGCUCGGGCUGUCGCUGUCCUUCGCGUAUUUUGCUUUGCUCGAAGACGGUGCGCGGGCGGCUCUCGGCGUCCUGGGCGGAGCGCUCGCGCUGGGACCCGCGCCGGCUGUGGCGCUGUAUCUGGCUUCCCGAGAGCGCCGAAUUCACGCUGCUGUGGAGAAGGAGCAAGGCGCAGCCGAAAGUGUACACUAG
Molecule: messenger RNA, 384 nt
Organism: Klebsormidium nitens
Lineage: Eukaryota; Viridiplantae; Streptophyta; Klebsormidiophyceae; Klebsormidiales; Klebsormidiaceae
Source: the annotation of a GenBank genome assembly